AAGCGCAUUGUUAGCGUAGCGAGUUAACGUUGAACGGUCGGGCGAAGAAGGUAAAAAUGUUCGAGCUAUACGGUGUGAGUAAAGACGGUAUGGUUUAUCGGUCCCCACCGCCAAGAAGGAAAGAUGUAGAUAUAUUAGAGACUUGCUUGCAAUUACCGUCCCCUGAACUAAUGAGAAAACUGCCUAACGGUGAUGCGAUAUAUCAUGGAAAAGAUUCCGGCGUUUCCACUUCUUUGGAUAAGAACAAAGAACCACCGAGGGAAAGCAGACGGAGCGUGUUGAGGAAAUGGAUAGUGAUGAUUGGUUUCUUUUUCCUUGGAUGUGCUCUGGUCGCCGGUGUUGGAUUACCUUUGGCUUUAGAACUACGAAGCUCGCAUUUAUUGGAAGCUAGACUUCAAGUUGUACGACGAAUGCUCUCGGAAAUACCUUUGAUCGACGGGCACAACGAUUUCGCGUGGAAUCUUCGAAAACAUCGAGGAAGUACAAAGUUGAAAGACUUUCCUUUCGACGAGGAUUUGUCGCGAAACGUAAGUUGGGGCUCUCGAUGGCAAACCGAUUUAGUACGUUUACGGCAAGGCAUCGUCGGCGGCCAAUUCUGGUCAGUGUACGUUCCGUGCGAGGCACAAUUUCUCGACGCGGUACAGCUGACCCUGGAACAGAUAGAUAUUGUGCGUCGGCUCGUCUUGAGAUAUCCGAAGAGAAUAAGAAUGGUAACGAGCAGUAAAGAGCUGGAGAAGGCGCAUAAAGAUGGCGUGAUCGGAAGUUUAGUAGGAAUCGAGGGUGGUCACAGUAUUGGAACGUCGAUGGCUGUGCUGAGAAGUUUUCAUCGGCUAGGAGCAAGAUACAUGACCCUGACACACAAAUGCAACACCCCGUGGGCGGAUUCAUGCUCCGUAGAAGAUCCGAAUUCGGUGGCGUCAUUGGAUUUCCACAGCGAUGGGUUAUCGAUAUUUGGCAAGGCGGUAGUAAAAGAGUUGAAUCGAUUAGGGAUGUUCGUAGAUUUGUCACACGUUUCGAUAAGAACCAUGAGGGAUGCAUUGACGAUGAGUAAAGCACCGGUGAUAUUCUCUCACAGCGCAGCCAGAGCUCUCUGCAAUUCGUCCAACAAUGUUCCGGACGAUAUACUCCGUAAUUUGUCGGUAAAUGGUGGCCUGGUUAUGGUGAGCUUCGACAGUGCGCAUUUAAGCUGCGGUGAUAAAGCUUCGAUGUUCGACGUGAUAGCUCAUAUCAAUCACAUAAGGCGAAUAGCUGGUGUUAACCACGUGGGUCUUGGAGCUGGCUAUGAUGGUAUAUCGAGUCCGCCAGUGGAACUUCCGGAUGUUUCUGGUUAUCCUUUGCUACUGGCCGAAUUGACCAGAGAUAGAAGAUGGUCGGCGUUGGACAUAAAGAAAUUAGUGGGUGGAAAUUUGUUGAGGGUAUUGAAGGAAGUAGAGAAUCACGCGAUAACCAUGUCGCAUCAAUCUCCGGCAGAGGAAUUGAUUCCUCAGGAGUUGAUAGAGGAUACUGCCUAUUGUAGAUAUCACGAUACCUAAAAACGAUUUGACGUUGCAAAGUUAAGCGUUAAUCGAUCCUACACGGAACGUCGAGUCAUCUGUACCUUAUCGUUUUCUGUCUUUGUACCUGGAUUACUUUGUUUUAUAUUUUUUAAUAAAGCUAACUACGGAUCGUCCGAAUCAUCGCUUCUUUUAUUCCUUGUAUUUUCGAGUUUGCCAUUCGCGGUCCCGGGCUCCGAUC
Molecule: messenger RNA, 1734 nt
Organism: Eufriesea mexicana
Lineage: Eukaryota; Metazoa; Arthropoda; Insecta; Hymenoptera; Apidae
Product: dipeptidase 1
Exons: 8
Coding region: 57-1532 (491 amino acids)
Biological process (GO): proteolysis
Molecular function (GO): metallodipeptidase activity
Source: RefSeq, a predicted model, not a curated record